Saccharomycopsis crataegensis is the source of this 3267-nucleotide messenger RNA. Its product is annotated as translation initiation factor eIF4G. NCBI's taxonomy places the organism in Eukaryota, Fungi, Ascomycota, Saccharomycetes, Ascoideales, Saccharomycopsidaceae. Gene Ontology annotation, molecular function: translation initiation factor activity; mRNA binding; protein binding. The transcript has a single exon. Gene Ontology annotation, cellular component: eukaryotic translation initiation factor 4F complex. The record is from RefSeq and is a predicted model, not a curated record. The coding region runs from base 1 to 3267 and encodes 1088 amino acids.
AUGCCUACCAAUCCUACUGGCUCAUCUCACAGUGGGUCCAACCACUCCAACCCCAAUAACUCCUCGGGAGGGUCUAACAAUAAUGGAGGCGCCGGCAAUAGACGCUCGAGCACUACCAACAGACAACAGUUUGAUUACGGUCAACCAAUGAAUAAUUAUAUGUUUAACCAGCAGGCAUUCGCUAAUGCUAACAUGGGUUACAUGAACAAUGGUGUGGGCGCGCCUUUCCAAGUGUAUGCUCCUUAUUAUCAAGGUUAUUCAGGUGAUUACUCCGCUGGCUACAACAUGCCGUUUCCUAAUCAAAAUAUGAGACAAGGAAGCUUCAGUGGUUAUUACCCAAACCAAGGUCAAAACUACGGGCAUAAUCAAAAUAAGCACUUGAAAAAUCAGGGUAGUGCCAACUCUUCUCCAGUGUCUCACAAAAACAAUUUGCAUUAUAAUAAUAAUCACAACCACCACUCCCACCAUGCUCAUCAUAACAACAAUAAUGGAAACAAUACCAACGCUCUUGUUUCUGGUACUGGCAACACCAGUAGUGUGUCUUCUCCUGCUACCAGCAAUGCCUCCCUUUCAACUAACCCAAAGGCUCCAAACACUCCAAGCAAACCAGCACAUGCCACUCUCAACUCUCCUUUGGUUGCAACAGCAGGCUCUAUUCCUGCUUCGACUGGCAAGGUUACCAUCAAGAACCCUAAGGGUCAGGAUGUCGACUUGUCUUCUUUGGCUAAUAAAUCACAACCUUCUUCUCGUAUUUCAACGCCAAAGGCAGCAAAUAAUGCUAAAUUGGCCUCUGUGAGCUCACCAUCAGGUUCUGCUUCUGAUGCUGUUCGUGAUGAUUUCAGAUUAAAGGUUGCUGCUCUAGCCAAGGCCAAGGCCGAUGCUGUGGCCAAAGCUAAGGCUGAAGCUGAAGCAAACUCUAAAGAAACUGUCACCGAAGAGAAACAAGAAAAAGUCUUAAAUAAGGAGAGCUCAAAUGAAGCUGAAGCUGAAGAAGCUAAGCCUGUGGAAGAAAAUGUCGUUGAAAAUGUCGUUGAAAAGGAAGAUGAAAAAGAAGUUGAAAAAGAAGAUGAAAAAGAAGCUGAAAAAGAAGUGGAAAAAGAAAAGAACGUCGAGACUCUGGAGAAAUCUGAAAAUGCACCAUCAACGGAGUCUUCCAAACCUGAAGUUGAUGAAACCAAUGUUGAGCCAGUACCAGUAGUCGAAUCCAAGGAAGAAACCAAACCGGAAGCUGUGGAAAUAAAGGAAGAAUCAACUAAGGAAAGCGAAUCUCAAGAAUCUGAAGAAUCUCCAAAUGUUAAGGAUGUUUUCAACUUGUCUGAAUUAUUGGAGGCCAUUAGUAAAGCUAAACCAAUCGAAGACCCAUACAGCUUCAAAUACCCAGAUGACUGGGCUAUUCCUGAUGAAAGAUGCCAUGAACAUUUCAAGAAAACUGGUAAGCCAAAAUAUGAUCCUAGGUUUUUGUUACAGUUCAAGGAACCAUUGAAUUUAGAAGUUGAUCCACAGUGGAAAGAAAAACAUGCCCAUUUGUUCAGUGUCGUUGAAAUGAACAGCCGUAGUGGCUCAAUGAGAAAUUCUUCAAACUUUAGAGGUGCUCCAGGUCAAUUUGGUUUGGGUUCAAACAUUGGUAACUCUAGAGGAAUUGGUGGUAAUAUGAGAUCUCAAUCCAAUAAUCCUAGAAAAGGAUUUGGAGGCGAUUCUAAAUCUGGCUCAAGACAAUCCUCGAGAAGAAGAGGUGGUUCUAAUGCUGGUACCGGUUCUAGAAGAGACGGUCGUUCUGAUUCGAAGAGAAAUAACUCCAAGAGAUAUAAAGACAAAGAAAAUGAAGUUAAUCAAGUUUUGGAAAAUAUUGAAAACCAAAUUAAGGAUAAUGAAAAACCAGCUGAACCAGUUAAACCAUUGGAGAAAUCUGCUAAUAGAUGGGUUCCAAGAUCUCUUAAGAAGAAGACUGGUGAAGUUAAGAAGAAUGCAGAUGGCUCCGAAUUCUUGAAUGAAGAAGAAAUCAAUAGAAAAACAAAGUCCUUAUUAAAUAAGUUGACUCUUGAAAUGUUUGAAAAUAUUACCGCUGAGAUCAUUAAGAUUGCUGAACAAUCUAAAUUUGAAGAAGAUGGAAAAUCAUUGAAGCAGGUUUUAGAAUUAACCUUCCACAAGGCGUGUGAUGAACCACACUGGUCUUCAAUGUAUGCUCAAUUAUGUGCUAAGAUGGUCAAAGACUUCAGCUUGGAGGUGAAGGAUACUACGUCGAUCGAUAAGACUGGGGCUCCUCUUGUUGGGGGUCAAUUGGUCCGUAAAUGUUUAUUGACCAGAUGUCAAGUAGAGUUCGAAAAGGGUUGGGCUGAUAAAUUGCCAACAAAUCCAGACGGUAGUGCGUUGGAACCAGAAAUGAUGUCUGAUGAAUAUUAUGCUGCUGCUGCUGCCAAGAGAAGAGGUUUAGGUUUGGUGAGAUUCAUUGGUGAAUUGUACGCUUUGGGUUUGCUUUCUGAUCAAGUUAUUGUCUCUUGUAUGCACUCACUUUCGAGCAACUUCGAGGAUCCAUCUGAAGAAACUUUGGAAACUCUAUCUCAAUUAAUCACUACUGUUGGUCCAAUAAUCGAUUUGUCGAACAAACCAGGUGAUAAUAGAGCAAGAAUGAUGUUGGCAAAGGCCUUUGAAAGAAUUGGUGUAAUUAUUAACUUGAAGAUUCCUGCAAGAAUCAAAUUCAAGUUGAUGGAUUUGCUUGAUGCUAGAUCAAGCAACUGGAGUGAAUGGAGCAAAUCUAAGGGUCCAACCACCAUUGCCCAAAUCCAUGCUGAUGCUGAAAAGCAAAGAGAGGAUGAGAAGAGAAGGAAUGAAAAGAAGAUGUCGAAGGGUGGUAAGAGCUACGGUGGUGAUUCCAGACAAAACUCUAACAGCAACUGGGCUCAAAGUACUGUCUCUAGAAAUGAUAUGAAAAAUAUUGGUGUUGUGAGAAACUCUAGUGAUAAAGCCUUGGGUCCAAUCAACAAUUUUGCCAAACGCGGGGCAAGACACUCAAGUAAUAAUUUGGCUGCCGUUAACUCUAGAGAAAACUCUACUAGAUCUGUUAGUAAUUCUAUUGCCUCAAUUGGAAGCUCUGCCAAUCUUGCCGCUAAUGAAUCUAAGUCCAACUUGUUUGAUGUCUUGAAUCACGAAGAAUCUGAUGAAGAAAAUGGUAGUGAUGAAGAAGAGGAAAAUGGUGAGAAUGAUAAUGGAGAAGAAGCAGAAAGUCAGGCUGCAGAUGUCGAUGAGGAAUCUAAGGAAGAGAAGGAUUGA